Rhagoletis zephyria (snowberry fruit fly) is the source of this 1218-nucleotide messenger RNA. Its product is annotated as acetyl-CoA acetyltransferase-like. Gene Ontology annotation, molecular function: acyltransferase activity, transferring groups other than amino-acyl groups. NCBI's taxonomy places the organism in Eukaryota, Metazoa, Arthropoda, Insecta, Diptera, Tephritidae. The record is from RefSeq and is a predicted model, not a curated record.
AUGGUGAAUACGGGAGAUGUCUAUAUUGUAUCCGCUGCGCGCACAGCCAUUGGUAGCUUCAAUGGAUCACUUUCUGAAUUGAAAGCUUCCGAGCUUGGUAGUAUAGUUAUUAAAGAAAUAUUGAAGCGAAGCAAAGUAGAAAAUAGUGAUGUGGACGAAGUUAUAAUUGGUCAAAGCCUUACAGCCGGUCAGGGCCAAAACCCCGCAAGGCAAGCGGCGCUGCAAGCUGGACUUCCCAUUACUGUUCCCGCGUACAAUAUAAAUAUGCUUUGUGGUUCUGGUUUGAAAACUGUGGCCUUAGGUUAUCAAUCUAUACGUGCUGGAGAUUCUAAAAUUGUAAUUUGUGGCGGCCAAGAGAGCAUGUCUAUGGCACCACACGUUAUUCAUUUACGAAAUGGUAUCAAAAUGGGUGCAGGUACAAUGUUAGAUACAAUGUUACAUGNUCUUACACGGAGUGAACAAGAUGAGUAUGCUGUUCGUUCACAAAACUUGGCUGAAAAUGCUCAGAAAAAUGGGUUCUUUGAAAAAGAAAUAGUAUCUGUUGAAAUCAAAACGCAUACAGGAACACAAAUUUUUGAUAAGGAUGAGUAUAUCAAAACUGGUACCACAAUGGAAUUAUUAAAAAAAUUAAAGCCUAUUUUUAUUGAUAAUGGAUCUGUCACAGCCGGAAAUGCCUCUGGCGCAAAUGAUGGUGCAGCGUUAGUGUUGCUAAUGUCAGGCGCUGAGGUAGAGAAACGAUCUGUUAAACCUAAGGCUAAAAUUGUUGCGUGGGCGCAAACUGGAGUAGAACCUGAUGUAAUGGGUAUUGGACCCGUAACCGCGGUAGAAGCAGUGCUGCUGAAAGCUGAAUGGUCAAAGGAAGAAGUUGAUCUAUUUGAAUUAAAUGAAGCAUUUGCCGGUCAAUCAAUUGCAGUAUUAAAGGGUCUAAACAUAAACUCCGACAAAGUCAAUGUUAAUGGCGGUGCAAUUGCACUGGGGCAUCCGAUAGGUGCAUCUGGUUGUAGAAUUCUAGUCACGCUAUUGUAUGCCCUAGAAAGAUUAGACGUAAAAAAAGGUAUAGCUUCAUUGUGCAUUGGCGGCGGCAUGGGUAUCGCUAUGGCUAUUGAACGUGUUUAGAGUAAAUCGUAUAAUUUACAAUAUCUAUAAAGUACUACUACACAAACAUACAUACAUUUUUAUGCACAUAUUAGGGUUGUUAUUUUCUCGUUUUUUCGGAUC